Messenger RNA from Lodderomyces theae, 1185 nucleotides. RefSeq lists its product as uncharacterized. Bases 1 to 1185 code for a protein of 394 amino acids. Lineage: Eukaryota; Fungi; Ascomycota; Pichiomycetes; Serinales; Debaryomycetaceae. The transcript has a single exon. Gene Ontology annotation, molecular function: oxidoreductase activity. The record is from RefSeq and is a predicted model, not a curated record.
AUGCAUAAAGACGCUGUUACUGUUGAACCUUUGAAAGAUACCCCAUUUGGCUGCACCAUCAAACUCCCCACAUAUUGCCAAAAUGAUCCUGCCAAUUUAAAUGACGAGGACUUCAAGUUGUUGAAAGAAGCUGUGCAAACACAUUUGGUGGCCGUUAUCCCCGAUCAAGCUGAGCUUGCCCCAAAGUCACAAUACUUGUUAACAAAGAGAUUUGACCCUUCAAUCCCUGAACCAAAGGAGGAAAAUGGUGCGGGUUAUGGUCAUGGUAAGGAGUUUAGACACGACAAGUCAGUGUUGAAGAAGGACGGCUGCUCCGUCAAGUCGCAACCACAGGUUCAAAUUCUUGGUCAAGGUAGAUUUGAGGCGGAUGAACCAGGAAACGAAAAUGGAGAGGCUAUUAACUUGACUCAUCCUUCACACACAACAUUUCACCACACCCCUUUGACAGAGAAACAAAUAAAGGAAGAGAAAAGGACCAGGUUUUACAGAUGGCACAUUGACAGUGCUUUGUAUGGUUUGUCGCCACCAAUGGUUACUACAUUGCUUGGGAUCAAGGUUCCACCCGCCACACAAUACCAAACAAUCAAGUACGAAGAUGAUGGAAGCGAAUUGAAAAUAACUCAGGGUGCCACUUGCUUCAUCAGUGGAGCACAAGCUUUCCAAGGAUUGAGUGAUGAGGAUAAACAAUUUGCUUUGAAUACCACUGUUGAGUAUGCUCCACAUCCUUAUAUUUUCAUCUCCCCCGCCAAGGCUACGUCCGAUGGAUUGACCAUGGUUUCCGAAGGUAAAGAGAUGGACUUUAAGGAUCUACCUGAAUGGGAAGAACUGAAGGUUAAGAAGUUGCCCAUGGUUUGGACAAAUCCAACCACCAAGGAACACCAUUUGCAGGUGCAUGGAUGCUGUUUGUACAAGUUACAUACAAACAUAAACGGUGAGACCAAAACAUUGGGUUUGAAGGAGUCGAGGGAAAAAGUGCAUCAAAUGAUGAGACCGGCUAUAGCUCCAGAAAGGGUCUUGGCCCACUCUUGGAAACAAGGGGAUUUGGUGUUGUUUUUCAAUCGUGGAGUUUGGCACUCAGUCACUGGGGAGUUUAAAGGUUUAGGAAGUGACGGUAAAGACGAAAGAAGGUUGAUGCAUCAAUGUAAUAUUGCCAGUGGACAAGAUCCGGUUGUGGUGGGUGCAUAA